AUGUCCAUGAGCAUUACAGAGGCUGGAAAUAGUCCUAACGGAGAGGUUGUGCGAUCUGGGCGGAAGAGGAGAAGAAACAAGGGGAAGCAGGUUGUUAAAAACAUAUUGGCGGAUACAGAAACCAAACAAUUUGCUAAUAAAAAGACCAUAUUCAACGAUGAGGAAAUUCCAGAACCGGUUGCAGAGAAUGAUUUACCGGCUAUAGCGAACGGAAUAGCUCAUAAAAACGAUGAUUCCAGUAACAGCAGAUCUGAGGAGAAUCCUGAAACCAUUAACGAGUCACCAAGAAAGAAAACUAAGAAGAUAUUUGAAGAAAAUGGCAGGAAACUGCACAAAAAUACCUCUGAAUCACGGCCAGAAAACGGCCCUAAAAAGGUAGUCUAUAACAGUGACGAAGAAGAGGAUGGUGACGACGAGAAAGGAGAUUUUUUCGAAUCGAAGAAUAUCAGUCGGUUUGAACUUCGAAAACGCAGUGAAGAAUUACUUGCAGUUCGAAAGACAUUGCCUAUUUACCAACACAAGGACGAGAUUAUGAGCUAUUUUGAGAAGAACCAAGUGACUGUUGUUAUCGGAGAAACAGGAUCGGGAAAAUCUACCCAGAUUCCUCAAUUUUUAAUGGGCACAGCAUCUAAGCAAAUUGCCGUCACUCAACCUAGAAGAGUUGCAGCAGCUUCUCUUGCAGCAAGAGUAAGCCAAGAAUACGGCUGUAGACUUGGUGAGGAAGUAGGAUACCAAGUUCGAUUUUCCAAUGUGACAAGUGGAAAGAAGACAAAGCUCAAGUACUUGACCGAUGGUAUGCUCUUGCGAGAACUCAUUCUUGACAGAAAACUCACCAAGUACUCCAUAAUAGUCAUUGAUGAGGCCCAUGAGAGAACCAUACUAACAGAUCUCAUUCUUGGCUUUUUAAGAGAAUUAAUUGUUAAUAAGGAACGCCCUGACUUGAAGGUCAUUGUCAUGUCGGCAACUUUGAAUGCAGACCUUUUCAGCAAAUUCUUCAGCAAUGCACCAAUCUUGCUCAUAGAGGGUAAAAUGUACCCCGUCUCCAAAUACUAUCUUCGAGACAAGUCGGAUGAUAUAGUCGACACCACAAUCCGAGCAAUUGUUCAGGUGAACACUACUGAACCUGAAGGUGAUAUACUAUGUUUUCUUCCCGGACAAGAAGAAAUCGACAAUUGUGUCAGUACAUUAAAUUCUAUUGCUCCUCAUCUUCCGAAAGAAACACCCUUGAUAGAACCAUUUCCGUUAUAUGCUGCCUUAUCGGCCAACCAGCAACUGAAAGUUUUUCUCAAGCUCAAGGGAAGAAAGAGAAAGGUAAUCUUAGCCACCAACAUUGCCGAAACUUCCAUCACUGUGAGUGGAGUCAAGUAUGUGAUUGACUCCGGGUUAAGAAAAGUCAAGGUUUGGAAACACAGUCUAGGGCUCUCUACAUUGUUAACUGCACCAAUAUCACAAGCAUCUGCAGUUCAAAGAGCAGGAAGAGCAGGCAGAGAAAGUGCUGGAAAAGUGUUCCGCUUAUACCUGGAAGAUCUUUAUUUGAACAAGUUACCCAAGCAGCAGGAGUCAGAAAUAUUAAGAAACGAUGUGAUCUUUCCAAUUCUUACUUUAAAGAAACUCGACGUCGAUGACUUGCUUAACUGGUCGUGGUUAGAGCAUCCGGGAAGAAGCGCUAUCUUAAGUGCAUUGCAUACUUUACAUCAACUAGGUGCCUUGGAUGAGCAAGGAAAAAUCACACCAUUGGGUCAUAAAAUUUCAGUACUACCAUUACCUCCACAGCUUUCAGUUGUAUUGUUGGGAGCUAUGGAGUAUGGUGUUUUGCAGCCAGUAAUGGAUAUUGUUGCCUGUCUUUCUGUCGAUAAUCUUAUAUUGACGGUUGGCUCGAGAGACGGCGAAUUGAGAGACGAGGUCAAUUUCAAAAGAAGAAACUAUUGUCCAUUGGGAUCCAAAUUGGGAGAUCUUAUUGCAUUAAAGGAAUACUUUGACGUAUUCUGUGAAACGAAAGACAAGUCAGUGGCUAAAGAGUGGUGCAAAGAAUUACAUUUCAGCUUCAAAGGAUUUCAAAGUGCUUUGAAAGUGAGAAGACAGCUUCUGGAAUAUUUGUUGGCUAUGGUUCGACAAGACCAACUGAUAGAUGAAACACAACGUCAACAGCAACUUCGCAAUCUUCGAGCAAGCUUACUGCAAGAAGCAGACGACAAUUACAAGUCUCUGAUCUUGGAUACAGACUCGAUUCUCAAAUCAUUUUUGAAAGGCUACAUUCACAAUACUGCUGUGGGCAUGCCCGAUAGAUCUUACCGGACCUUAGCAGCAGGUCAAUUGAUCAGUAUCCACCCAUCGUCCAAUCUCUUUGGUCGUGUUAACUUACUGGGAAUAAUGUACCUCGAAUAUGUCUACACUUCGAAGGGCUAUGCUCGAAACUGUUCCGUAAUCGAUCUUGCAUGGUUACAGGAAAUUGCUCCACACUUGUUGGGCACCUCAAAAAUUAAUGUCAAAGAAGAGUAA
Molecule: messenger RNA, 2499 nt
Organism: Meyerozyma guilliermondii ATCC 6260
Lineage: Eukaryota; Fungi; Ascomycota; Pichiomycetes; Serinales; Debaryomycetaceae
Product: RNA helicase
Exons: 1
Coding region: 1-2499 (832 amino acids)
Cellular component (GO): intracellular anatomical structure; catalytic step 2 spliceosome
Molecular function (GO): ATP binding; RNA binding
Source: RefSeq, a predicted model, not a curated record